GUAUCCAAGAUGGCGUCGACUAUUGAAUAUUUUUGGCAGUUUGUAAUGUGUUUGUGAAGUGAUAUAAAAAUAAGUUCAUGUGUGUUUAUUAAAACACGGAUUUAAUUGGUGUUAAAAACAAGCUGUUAACAUGUUAAGACGCCGUUGUUUAUUCUUUUUUUAUUUGCAACAUCUGUUCAGUAUCUUAUAAUAAGUUGAAAGUAGGGACUGGUUGUUCUUGUUUUAUUUGACUCUGUUUGUGUAAAGAAUGUGUAGUACGUUAAUUGAUUAAUUAAUGAGCUGGAUAGUGGAAAAUACCGAAAAUACAUUUAAGUCGAAUGAUAAGUGUUUUAUACAUUACUGAGUAGCUACAACUGAUUCUUAGCCAAAUGGGUAAUUGUGUAUCCUGUGUUAAAAAGCGGAAAGAGCCUAAAAGAAAGGUUACCUUGGCUGUUCUGGGGUUGGACAGUGCUGGCAAGACCACAACUGCUAAAGCAUUACUUGGAGAGUCCCUGGAGACAGCACCCACGGUUGGCUUCAACAAAGAGCAAAUUACAUUUGCCAACUAUGAGAUGACCUUGUAUGACCUUGGUGGAGGUCGCAGGAUCCGUGACAUCUGGAAGGACUACCUAAGCGAAAUAUAUGGUGUAAUCUAUGUUGUGGACUCUGCAUCCCCGGAUCGAUUCCCAGAGGUGAAGGAAUCACUGGAAAACCUGCUGUCCAAUGAAAAAGUGGCCGGAAAACCUUUGCUUGUGUUGUCCAACAAGGAGGACCUGGUAGAACAUGUUGAUGAGUGUGAGAUCAUGGAGAAACUCAACCUUGAGGCCCUCGUCAACACCAACAAGUGUGUCUGCAAAAUGGUAGGAACCGCUCAUCAGUAUACUCACAAGUGUGUCUGCAAAAUGGAGAUGUGCUCAGCCAUCCAAGGCAGCGGUCGUAAGAUGGACCCUCGUAUCAAAGUGGGCAUGAAGUGGCUGUGUGCGAUACUGGACCAGAUGUACGACAAGCUGGAUAUGCGGGUGAAAGCCGACAUGGAGGUGAUGGACGCCAAACGACAGCGGGAGAAGGAGGAGAGACGGGAACGUGUACGCAUACAGAGGGAGGAACGGGCAAAGCAGGAAGAAGAGGAGAGGCAGAGACUGGGCAUAGUGAAAGUGGAGGAAGUAGAGGAAGACGACAUUGUCACUGCAGGGGACCCCUUCCGUAGACUGGACUCAGAGGAAAUCAAGAGGAAGGAAGAAGAAUAUAAAGCAAACAAGGCCAAAGAAAAGGAAAGACAACGAAAAUUAAAAGAGCUUGAACAAAUGGAAAAUGAAAACAAAACUACCCGAAACUUUAACAAUAACAUUAAUAAAACAUCUAAAGAUGUUGGUGAAAAACAUGGUGAUACACAAAUAAUAGAAAACGACGACAGCGAAUUGCGACCCCCAAGAUCGUCAAGAAGCCUUUUAAGUCUAGGCUGGUUGGGUGAUGGAUCAAACAAUACUAAAACCUCAAAUGGGCAGAAUCGUCAAAUGUUACCUCCCCUUGAAAGCCCCAAGUCAGCCGCCCUGGCAGAGAAAAAACGCAACAAGAAACUGAAAAAUAAAGUUGGUGCCAAUAUUAUAAAUCAGGAUCAGGAUUCAAGUACCUAUGCAACCAAUGGCAAUUUUGUUGCCUCGGCUUCCACCAUACAAGUAGUGUCAGUGAAUGGCGACAACGAUGAUGAUAGUGAUAACCUUGUUAAGAUUUCAGGUCGACCUGACCCUUUCAGAAACAGUAAAGGACUUUACAAGCAGGAAGAUAAAAGCCCCAGGGACAGUGAGAGUAGUGUGAAGAAGAACAGACGAAAGCAGAAAGCAGACAACGAUGAUGAUUUUGACACUCUGAGGCUUAGCCAGCACUUUGAUGGGAGCCAUGGUGACCGGUUCAGGAAUAUAUCACCAUCAUUUAAACCACAACUUGUCAAUGGUGUCGUUGAUGAGGAACGCUCAGAAACUCCCGUACGAAAACUCAAGAAGAAAAAGAAGCAUUUACGUAAGAAUAAGCUUGCACCGUCAGAUGAUGAAUACGAACUUUCUGAUGUGCAGACAACACCUAAAAAACAUUCUAUAGAUUGGAGCGGAACGAACAGUCCAAUUGGUGUCAAUGGUGUUUCUCAUACAAACUGGGGUCUGGCUGAGGAUUUGUCUGGUGACGAGAUAGCGCCUGUGAAUCGAUCAAGACCAAACUUUGAUUCCGAAGAAGAGCCUGACUUGUGAAGAAUAAACCCUGUUCCUAAGAAAAUAACACCAUCGCUGGUUAAAUAUUGGUUAAGCCAUUAAUGAAACAGAAUGUUGAUUAUAAUAUAUGCCAUCUUUUAUCAUGAUUGGAAUACAUUUUUGUAUUAAAAGCAAUGGGACCUUAGUUCAGAAGCAUCUUAAGUUUAUCAUUAUUUCUGAUUUUUUUAUUGCAUUUAAGCUAACAUAAAUACUAGUAUAUGGAUCUGUUGAUUUUACUUAAAAUAUUUCUGUAAUUUAGUUCCAGAACUGGUUGUGGUGGUGGAUGGCUGAGGGGUACUGUUGUGUUAUGAAAAAUGGCAUAAACAUGUCUUUUGCAUUUGUAAGAGUUAAGUACAAAAUAUAUAUUGUAAGUUUGUGUAUGUCCAUUUAAAAAAAACGAUUUUGUGUUAUGAGUAGACCUGUUGUGACCUGUUGUGAGCGGGCAAUAAGGCAGGCGGCUUGAAACUUGGUAAUAAUGUUAAAAGGAAUAAUAUAUUGGCAUAGUUAAAUCACCAGCCUGAUCCCAUGAAGCUGUUAAGAAUUAUGGCCCUUGAACUAUCUCAAAUUUUCAAAAUAAAUGUUGUUUUGCUCUGUAAUAGGUGUUGUCCUGUUAAUAACUUAAGUUUGCAUUAAUAUAUAUAUUUAGAUAUAUGACCGAAAUAAGUUUCAGUUUGUGGAAACUCAAAAUUUUCGGACACACUUGUUUUUGUCCAUAAUAAAUUACUAUUACUUUUCUAAGCUAUAAACCAACAGACAAACUUGAGAUUUGAGAAUUAUUUAAAUUAAAAUAAUAUAUUGAAAGUUAAAGAUCUGGCUGUAAUGACAAGGCAAUAUUUUUUAUUGUCUUCUUUAUUUUCUGCUCCAUCAUUUGUGCAUUAAAUUAAUACAUUGUUCACUGAAAAAUGUAACAAAGACAAUUAAAUUGGCCUGUAUUGUGACAAGUCAGUUUUCAUGUUUUCUACAUGUCUCAAAUAUAUUUCUUCACAAAAAGGUACUGUUAUUUGCUGUUGAUGCCUUAAUUUCAAUCAUAAAUAUUAAUGUCACAUUCUUUGAGUAAUGUGUAAUUAUUAAAUCAUGAAAAUUAUUUGGAUAUAAUUAAUUGAGCCGCGCUCUGUGAAAAUGGGGUGUAAUGCACGUGCAUAAAGUCUGAUCCCAGAUUAGCCUGUGCAGGGGCGACACUGUUUGCCUAAACUGGAUUUUUGCUUAGAAGAGAUUUUUUUCAAGAAAAAUAUCAUUAAAGCUGAAAGUGUUGUCCCUGAUAAGCCUGUGCUGCAAACUGCACAGGCUUAUCAGGGACAACGCUUUCACACAUGCAUUAAACCCCUUUUUCACAGAGCACCGCCCAAUUUUUUAUUCAUGCAAAUGAUGUUAAAUAACAAUGUGCAGUGUAUGACUGUUAACUUGUUGAAUAUCAUACUUAUGUCAGUGCAUGUGUAUUAUGCAUAUAAAGUCAUGACUGUCAGUUUCUGCAUUUUAGCUUUUUAGUGUUUUACAUAAAACAUAAUUGACAUUACUUCUCUGUGAUAAAUUUAGAUCUCAAGGCUCAACUUCUAUAUUAUUGAUUCAUUUCUUGUUAUCUUUGUGGUGUAAGUAAGUCUAGAAUGGGCUGUCUGUUAUUCGUAUAAAAUAAUCAAAAGAUAACACGUAAAUGUGUACAUAGGAGAAAACACUUGUGUUUAUAAUGCAGAAGUAUUUUGAUAGUUUUUCAUGUGCAUUGUUAUAUAAUCAAAAAUGGUUUAAUUGAAUGCACAGCUAUAUACAGUACGAUUUGUUAUUAAACGUUUAAAUUUACAUGAUUUAUUGGCAUUCUAAUUUCACAAGUAAUGGAGAAACUUGUUAUUUCCGGUAUUUUGAUUUGCACGUUUGAUUUGGAUGAAUAAGUUAUUGAUUUGCCUUUAACUGUCUACCAUUGUUUGAAAUUGCCAUGACAAAUAUUUAGAUCAUAUGUGCUGGUUUUGGUCAAUGCAUGAUUUUCAUUUACAAGAGGUCAGAAAAAUUAAUAUAUUUGUUUUCGAUGAUAAUACUAUAAUAAGCGUAUAGGAAAUUGAUAAGGCCCCCUCUUGAUACUCAAAAGUUAGAUUUCAGCCCUGUUCAUUGUUUGACCUGUAAUACCAGGUAGUCAUUGAAAAGAAUUGGUUAUAUCAUUCCUCCUCCACAUAUGUAGAAAUAAAGUUAUUGGGGGAAGUGUAUGUAGACAAUAUUCUUUAUUAAGUUGAUUGCAAGCGUAGUAUCCAUAUUCAAUUCAUUUUGUGUUUAAUACAUUUUAUAGACCAUAUGUGCAUUUUAAAUAGUUUUUUCACACACCAUAUCAGUUUGAAAGCAAAGGUCUUGAAAUAGCAAGAUAAUGCUAAGUAGUUAUAAUUGGGAUUCUUACGUUUAUUUAUGUUACGUUUGUCCUCUUUGUAAUUAUUUCCCAAAUUCAUACGCAUCAUGAUAUUGUUUUAUCAUUUUAGUAGUUAUGAAAAGAACAAAUUGUUGGUUGUAUUCUACAAAUAAACAGACAUUAAGAAAUAGUAUCCACAACAGAGCUGUGUUUGCGGACAUGAUAAUGCCAACGCUAGUUACCAAAUAGCAGUUUAUAUCUUGAAGGUGAAAGACUUAUGUAUGGGAACUCCUUUGAGUAAAUACCAUAUCAACCCAUGCUAACCUGUCAAUUAUUUCUAAAUACUGGUUCGUAUUGUUCAUAGAGACAUGAAAUAAUACUAAUGUUACUUGUUUGUAGAUAUUUUAAUGAAUUAGAAUGCACAAUACACAGUUAAUUGUCUUUUAUAGAUACACAAUGAGGAUAUGAUAUGUCUCAUUCAUUUCAUGGUUUUAUUAUGAGUUUAAUGACUACUGUUGUGUUUUUUCAUAUACAUUUCUAUUUUGAUUUGAUCUGUUACUAAUGAUUAAUCUUCUUUUAACAUAUGCCUUUGCUUCUGAUUUUUUAAAUGUAUUAAUUUAUUUUACUGUCAUAUUAUUUCAAUGAUGUAUCAUUGUACUGUGACAGUGAUAAAUAUAUGUGCGGGUUUGAUCUUUUAUUAUUUUAUUUAUUAAAAACAAUAUUGUGCUGUC
This is a messenger RNA of Dreissena polymorpha, 5273 nucleotides long. Its product is annotated as ADP-ribosylation factor-like protein 13B. Bases 369 to 2219 code for a protein of 616 amino acids. Gene Ontology annotation, cellular component: non-motile cilium; ciliary membrane. The record is from RefSeq and is a predicted model, not a curated record. Gene Ontology annotation, molecular function: GTPase activity; GTP binding. The transcript is spliced from 9 exons. NCBI's taxonomy places the organism in Eukaryota, Metazoa, Mollusca, Bivalvia, Myida, Dreissenidae. Gene Ontology annotation, biological process: non-motile cilium assembly; receptor localization to non-motile cilium.